AUGGACGGAGUCGAACGCAGCGGCAAAGUAAAAAAGCAGACAGCAGAAUUCAAGGAUCCGUCUCAGUGUGAAUAUCUGAUCCACACAUACACGCCCAGCGCGAAAUCCGGCUUGGUUGGGUCGCGUCCCAGAGUCGCGCACAGACUAGAAUCACCUGAAGGUAACAAUAGCAUUAGCAAUAGUGAAGAUCUUCAGAGCAACGCCGAUGAGGCUAAUGCCAUGGUAGUUCUCACAUCUUGUCUUACCUCCAGUCCUGUGGACAGGCACAAGGAUGCCUGA
This is a messenger RNA of Dibothriocephalus latus, 279 nucleotides long. The record is from the annotation of a GenBank genome assembly. NCBI's taxonomy places the organism in Eukaryota, Metazoa, Platyhelminthes, Cestoda, Diphyllobothriidea, Diphyllobothriidae.